Molecule: messenger RNA, 3669 nt
Organism: Batrachochytrium dendrobatidis JAM81
Lineage: Eukaryota; Fungi; Chytridiomycota; Chytridiomycetes; Rhizophydiales
Exons: 12
Coding region: 1-3669 (1222 amino acids)
Source: RefSeq, a predicted model, not a curated record
AUGUAUUCAGACACGUCUAUAUCAGCGUGGAUAUCCAGUUCGUCCCAACUCGCUGCUUCACUCAAACAUUGUAACUUGGGGUUUAAAUUGCAAUGGGAUGAUCACCACAUUCAAGCAGUGAAUCGAGCCGAGCAUUAUCUACGUGUAAUGUCGGCAUCCAAGAAUAGUACUGUGUGUUCAGAAAACGAAUCUAGACUGAUUACUACUACAAAAAAUAUUGCCCAAAAGCCAGUAUUGUCAAAACCUGUAGCAACUACAAAUACUAAAAAUGGCAUAUCAAGUUACAAUCAACAAACAGCUAUAUCCAAAGCUGUACAGAAACGAAAUGGCAGAUUGAUACCCAUACAUACACAAGUCAUGCAAUUCCCAAUUGCACACUCUUUAGAAAAUUCAAAGAUAUCUAAUCAAUCACAGAGCGAAAUGGUCGACUCUACUCUUUUUCCAAAUGUGCAAUCACUAGUACAGCUUGUUAAGCAAAAUCACAAUGUCAAAAAUGCUAUACCCAUACAAUCUAUUCGUUUGAAUAGUUUAAAUUCAGUAGCAGAUUCGAGUUAUUACAGUCCAAUUCAACCAUACCAGUCAAUGAUACUUCCAACAAUAACUCCAUUGGAUGAUAAUCAAAUGACUGAAUUGCAAUCAUAUACGUUGGAGGUUAAGAAAAAACUGCCCGCUCCACAUGGAUGGAUCUUGGUUGUCAAAUUUUCAGUGCUUCAAAAAAUCAGCCUAGCCUACGAACGUUUUGUGCAGGUAACAAAGCAACUGCAGAUUGACAUAGCUGUAACCUGGAUGAUUGAAUCAAUUAUCAAAUUUAUAUCAGAAUACGGAAUUUCCUAUGUGGAAUUAUCGUGUGAGCGAAUCAUCGAGAUUGCUCAGCGACCGUGUAUUUUACCAUUUAAAAGUUCAGAUAUGAUCGAUUGCAUUCAAAAUAUUGAUGAUACCAUGGUGUUUAUUCAACAACCAAAACAAAGAUUUCGUACAAAAAAUGGACAAGAGAUUGCAGCUGUUUCCAUUCAAAAUGCAUAUCGUAGAUACAAAAAAAGACAAGCAAUGUUAAUUGGGAUUGUUAAAAUAAAGGCAAUGCAGAUAAUCCUAAGAGUUUGGCUCAGACUAAGCAAGCGAAUGUCGAUUCAAAAACGGUUAUGCAAGCAAUAUCAAAAUGUAUCGUUGAAGGGGUUUAAACGACUAUGGUCUACUCUCAAGCGUGAUCGAAUUCAAAUCUUUACAUUUGAAAGAACAAUUGUUUACUUGUGCACAUGGUCAUCGGCAGCAACGGAUCCAGACUCGAGGAUUUCUGAUGUGGAUAUUGGACGAGCUCUUGCAAUGUAUGAUAAUAAUGUGGACAUGAUUCUUGUAUUACCCCACCUUAAUCAUGAUCGGUUACAGUAUUUUAAAAGUAUUUUUGACACGUCGGCUUUUCCUAAAAGUCCUAUCGAGUCGGGUAGAUUGCGAUUUGUUGUACCAGAAGUAGCACGGUUCUUACCUAAAUCGUCAUCAAUGGCUGCAGCAUUGUUUUUCAGUUGCAAUGCGAUUGCUCAAAUCAAAACCAUGUGUGCAGGUCGAACAGCUCUUUUAUGUAGCGAUGAAGUCAAUGAAUAUGUUGUGCGAUGUUGCACGGCACUGAAUAUGCCUUACUUUGGCACAUCCAUUGAGUCAUUCAGAGAUCUGACAAGUAAGAGAUCCAGAGAGCGAAAAUUUCUUCGCGACUCAUGUAUUCCGUGCAUCAAAGAGUUUGAAUCAACUGGCGAAAGCGAAACUGAGAUCCUGAAUACAAUUGCAAAAGCUACUAUGCGUCACAAAGAUGUCUUAACUUGGUCAUUAUGGCCGCUUCGCAACAUACAUCACAAACAUGAACAGUGCGAGUCGAGUUGUAUGCCUAUCGGAUUAAUCAGAUCUAUUGAAAUUCAAACAGCAGUCAUGGCAACUAGCAUUGAAAUGUACAAAAAUUCACGUUCAAUAUCUUCGUUUUCAAACCCAAACGUUGCUACCGACAUAUAUUCAACUUCACCCAGCUUAUAUCGUUGUUUAAUUCUUUCUCGUCGAUUUCAAAAAAACAGUUCACCUCAUGAUGAUGGGUUAUCGAUGGAGGAAGCGCAUGCCAAGUUGCAUAUUAAGCCCGCCAUGUCCGCAUCGCCAGAUAUUCCAGAUAUAUCGGUGAGUCAGUUGAUAUCCGAGUGGACACAGUAUGGUGGAGGUGUAAUUCGACAGUAUCCAAACUUGAACGGCGCAUAUCGGAUUGUUGAAGUUGGGAUCUAUAUUGAAUGGUCACUCCAAUGGCGCCUGAUUGUUACAUGUGAAACGAGAGUAGCUGCUGGAAUCACUCAUGGAAUGCUUGUUCCACAGCAAAGCUGUGGCACGGAAACUCUUAUUCGAUACUUGUAUAAGAUUGCCAAGAAGAAAACAGAAUUUGUUGCCAGUCGGCUUAAACCAUAUUUUACUCCGCAGUUGCAACGUGCGUCAACCAUAUUAUUAUCUACUGGCUGUAAAAUCGAUACAACAGGAUAUGGUAUGUCGUACUCACGAACAGGAUUGCCUCUUAAACUCGGUCACUUGGAUGCAGCCAAAUAUUGUAAUAAAAAAAAAGUAAUUGCGAAUUUUAACGAUACGAUACCAACUCGUCCCCAUCGAAUCGCACUUUAUUUUGAAAAUCUGUGGCAUGAUAUUGUUUCCAUCUUGACAAGACGAGGAGCAUUGGCAAAAAUAUCAUUGAACGGAAUCGGAUUUGAUCAAUGGCGAUGUAAUGGGUUCUUGUUUCCAAAAACGGAUCAAAAUGGUCCAAAAUCGCUUCCCAUGAUGUGCAUUGCGAGUAGCUUAGAGGAGGUGCUUCAGCAGUUUUUGGGAGGAAUAGUAUUGAUUGAGCGAUACCUACAGGCCAAUGAUGCAAAAUAUGAAAGCAAUUUUGAAAUACACGUGCGGGUUAUACUGGAUGAGCUGCUUGAACUGAAAAGACACCAUGAUAUGGUUGAAAAUAGUGACAAUAUCCUUGGAUUUAAAGAAUCCUGUACCAGUUUCCACUCAACCUGUAUCCGACCAGAUAUAUAUGCCCAGCCCAUACCAAAGUCAUUAAAAAAGCCAAAAAUUCAAGAUAUCCUUCGCGCACAUAUUGUUCUGCCAUAUGGAGAAGUGUUUGACGCUCAAUCCAGCUCAGUCGAUGAAAGUAUCGAACCUAUGGUGAAUGACGAAAUGGAAGACGAGCCAAGUGAGCCAACCAUGAGUUCGGGUACAAUGCUGUUGCUUUUGGAAGGUAUUCCAUCUGAGCAUGCAGCAGAAGCAGAUCCGACGUUUUAUAAGCCAGUAGUUACACCACCUGGGCAAAAACGAGGAAGGCGAGCCAGCUCCAUUCACUGUGGUAGCAAAUCGUUUGCGUCCAUGGCUGUUUUGGCAGAACAGCUUGAAAAUCAGAAACGUGUAGCAGCAUUGGUGGGGCAGCUAGAGCAAAUGAUGGAUCAGGAUGAAGAUAGUACUCAUACUGAUAUAUCUAAACUUCAAUGGAGCAAACUAACACAUGGGUCAAGCACGUUAGAGGCGUCCAGAUCUCAGGGCCAAGAAGGAAAGGGACGCAGACCAAGUAUUCUCGUAGCGAUUCAACAAACAUCUGCAUUCAAUUUCUCUGGAAAUCCAAAUAAUAUUAUUCGGAUGAAUGACGAGUUGUCAUCUUUUAAAAAAACUUGA